AUGAACGUACGCUUGGGGAUCCUCUUUCUGAUAUUACACUGUGCCUACGGGAGAAGCACCGCCUUGAGGGUAGCCCCCGAAGGAAUGGCAGCCUUUUUGAGGGCAGUCCCCAAGAAACACACCUUAACGAAGAACGCUCGAGUUUACAACAACUUAGAGAAAGUCAACACACAUAUAAAAGAUUUGGAUAUUUUAAACAAGUGGAAGGAAAACUACCACCUGCGAAUCAUCCUUAACUCGUACUUUUCGGACCACCUGCAGAAGGCUGUCUUAAAUGUGAAGGAAAAAAUCAGUCAGUACCCACAGUUUAUCAUUGCUGGUCCGAUUCCACAGAAGACGAUAAAAAAGAGAUUCACCUUCCUGAGAUCACCCCACGUGGAUAAGGACAGCAGGGAGCAAUUCGAAAUAAAGCAGUACGGAUGCAAAUUGGAUAUUUUCCUUAACUCCUCAAUCAGCUUGAAGAGCAACGAGUUCACCGAUUUCCUAUCUGUGAAGCUGCCCCGGUUCGUGGGCUUCGAGUACUACUUUGAAGAAAAUUACAAAGGCCUCAAAAAGGGGGAAAUUCAAAAUUUAAAAAAAAAAAAAUAUGUCAGUAAAUACUACACUAAUUUGUUAAACGCCAAGGAGAAAAAAAAAAUUGUUCAGUUGUUGUUGGAAAAUUCAAAAUACAUGAAUGUGAGGCUUCCAAGAAACGUUCACGAUUUGUACAAAUUCCCCCUACAUAUACUGCAGCACUAUUACAAAAAAACCAUGGAAAAGAAGAAAUGGUAUCACGAGAAUGAAGACUUGAUGAAAAAGAUCGAGUCCCUUUCAUUUGACUAA
Molecule: messenger RNA, 822 nt
Organism: Plasmodium cynomolgi strain B
Lineage: Eukaryota; Apicomplexa; Aconoidasida; Haemosporida; Plasmodiidae
Product: 30S ribosomal protein S10
Exons: 5
Coding region: 1-822 (273 amino acids)
Biological process (GO): translation
Cellular component (GO): mitochondrion; small ribosomal subunit; ribosome
Molecular function (GO): structural constituent of ribosome
Source: RefSeq, a predicted model, not a curated record